This is a messenger RNA of Mercenaria mercenaria, 4183 nucleotides long. RefSeq lists its product as uncharacterized. Gene Ontology annotation, biological process: immune response. Gene Ontology annotation, cellular component: membrane. Bases 153 to 1073 code for a protein of 306 amino acids. The record is from RefSeq and is a predicted model, not a curated record. Gene Ontology annotation, molecular function: tumor necrosis factor receptor binding. Lineage: Eukaryota; Metazoa; Mollusca; Bivalvia; Venerida; Veneridae. The transcript has 4 exons.
CGCUUGUGACUUGUUUCAACUGACAAUACAUAUAUCACUAAAAUAAAAAAGUGUUAACUUAAAACCCGUUUAUUUAGAUAUUUCAUUCACGUUAUGUCAUGCUCAAAUGUUAGUUUCCUAUGACUUGGUUUAACAUUUCAUCGAAAUAAGUUAUGAUCAAGUCGUGGAUAAAUCAUCUUAAACAGAAUGUAAACUGUUUGGUGCGCUCUUCAGAGAAUCUUUCGGAGAUAUAUAAUGAUAAAUGCAAUAGAGAAUAUAUAUUUGUUUCGAUAUUGGUGUUGUCCGCUCUCCUGAUUGGAAGUUUAGUAUUCCUUGUUGGUUACUUUCGUCUACAAGAAGUUCAUCACAUUUUACCUUUGCUUUCAAAAGGGAACGUUCAGACUUUGUCAGUAUUCUGUGAAGAUCUCUCGUUAAGUUCUGAUGAAGACUUUGAUACUUUUGAAGCAAAGAUGAGUCGACCGGCAGUCUACGUAAACAGCGAUGGGAAGUAUAUCUGUGAAAACAGGAAUUUUACUGCUACCGUUUUAAAGAGUGUUGAAAGGCAGUCAAGAUUUCGACAGGCUGAAGGUAAAGAUGGACGUCAGUUCCUCUCUUGCGGAAACGAGAACUUAGCCAGAAAAUCUGGGGAUCUCACAGUCACUUUUACCAGGAUAUCUCGCCAUCAAAAAUAUACAGGUGAUGGUUUGAAUGUUGUGCUUCACUGGGACAAGCACAUAAGACAUUCAUACAUCGAUCCAUUAAUUCAUUACCACAACGGUGAGAUAACCAUUCCCGAGGGCCGUACAUAUUUUGUUUAUUUAUCGGCCCAUUUCAAUAUUAGCAGAGGCUUUACGAGUACAGUCAAAGGUCGUAGAUUUACACUACGAAUUUGUAGAAAAGUGUAUGGCUACGAACAGACAAUAUUGGGUAAAACAGAAUUAUUUUACUUUGGUAGAAAAGCCGUCAUUUCUAGUUUAAACAUAGCAAGUCCUUUAAAACUGAACAGAAAUGACAAAAUAUAUGUAAAAGUGUCAAACGCAAAUAUGUUGAUCCCUUACUCUAGUGGUACGUCGUUUGGAUUGUUUCCACUUUAGAUAUAAACAAAUUUAUAGACUAUUAUUACAAACUGAAAUAAAUGAAUGGCUUAAAAUUGAUAAACUGAUGAAAUCAUAGAUGACAUAUAACAUGAUAAAUCUACAAUCAAAUACACUUGUAACUACGGCGACAUCCUUACCUUUACAUAUUAAAAAGCAUACGAGUGUCACUCUAAAAAUAAUAACAAUCGAGCGCUUUCGUAAAAGUUUGACAUGCAAUAUAACCUCGUGUUUACACGUAUGAUACAUGAAUGAGUCCUUCAUAAUUCUGCAAAGACUUAUUGAAAACUAUCCUACCAGUUUUGUAUCAGGAGAAGUCUAUUUACACUAAACAAAAUACGUGUAUCUAUGAUAAGCGAAGAAAAAUCUGAACUUAGUGCGUACAUCAAAAUACGUAUUUCUUUAUCAAUACCUACAAAGUAGAUACUGAGUAAACUGCAUACUUCAUACACUUAGGACGACGGGCACAUUUUUAUACAAUCUUGCCAGGCAAACGUAUAUUUUUGACAACACAGGAAGUGACAUCAGACGACCUUCCGCCUUUUCCGGAAGAAAAGAAAAUGAAAGUAAGCAGGCUAAAUUUGAAAAUGAAAGUCGCAUUUGCAUUGGUCUAUAGUCAGGGGUCACACGCAGGAAUCACCCCGUCUAACUGUAUGCACGUUGGCUUUUUAGCUAAUUGGGAGCCAAUUAUCAGGGCCUUUUUGAUGUUGUCUAAAAGUGUCAGUAUAUGGCUCGGAUGUUUGAUAUUUCUAUUUUUGAGAGCUGCAGACCUAGACAUAUCAGAAAUAUUUUCAAAAUGGCAGGCCAAACACAUCAGUGACGUUAAAGACGUCUGACUACAGUGACGUUGUCCAAAAUAGCGUCUUUUCUUGGCAUGUCAAUGGGAAAAACUCAAUGUCCAAGCACUUGGGUUAAGAAUAGGUGCCUCACAUGUUAACCGAGGAGCAAAAGGCCAAAAGUGCCAUUAGUGUUAAAGGAACGCUGAAAGAGACUAGUAAUUGCAAAAAGUGUCAAUUUUGCUUAACUCAAGGGGUACUGUUGUACAAAUUCCUAAACCGUCAGGAAAGUCAGUCACUGAAAAGUUUAAUAUAGAGACAAAGUACUUAAAGCUGUUAAACGAAAAUACAAAAAUAAUGUCACUGAGAGCUGGUCUUUGCGGUCUCCAGUUGAUCCGUGACAACGCAUCGGCUCACAAAAGUGCCAUCGCUCAAAAGCUUAUGAAACGUUUCAAUAUUCAAUAUUUUACAUAGGUAUUAAUUCAAGAUACAUGCACAUAGAUUUAGAAUGAAAGUUUGAAUGUCAACCAAAAUAUUACGAUUUCAUGUCAGUGAACUCCUUAAAUUUGAAAUAUCAGUUGAUUGUAAAAAUAUUUAUAGCUUUACUUUACAAAUCAUAUUGAUUCACAAACUAUACAAUAAUCUAGACAAUUUCUGUUAUUAGAUUUACAUGGUGUAAAUAUAGUUUGCGUUUUACAGAGGUUCCAUAUAUAAACAAGAUGACAAAUAAGAUGAAUUUUAUUCAGUCCGUUCUACAGAGAGCAUAAAUUUUACCUUUUCGAAAAUAUCAUGGACAGUAACUUGCCUUGUGAUAGGAAAACGAUAAAAUGACGAUAUACUUAUUUUCUUUGAAUGAUUUUGCUUAUAUAUUAAAGCCGAAAUAAAGGUCCGGAAUAAGUAUAUAUUUCCCCAAAACACGACAGUGUCGUCAAGUAUAUAUCCCAAAAGUUAUAAAGAUCACUGCGAACAAAUGUAAUGAAUUAAAUCAUUUAAUUGAGGAUAUUAUAAUGCAAAAUUAUUCAGCCUGUUGUUUACAUAAAAAAUGACCUUUCUUACAAGGGUUAUUUACUUGCAAGUAAGAAAACUGAGGGGUGCGUGUAUCAAUAUAAAACGCAAAUCCUGUAAUCACAUGCGGUCCACUUAUUGAUCAAUAUAUUCAAUGUCCAAUAAAUAUGUACAACGUUUGCCGAAACGUCAUGACAUGUAUAUAAACAUUUAUGUUAGUCCCGCCUACCGGAUGUUGCCAUAAUUAGUGGAGAAAACCGGAAGCCGCUCUUCCGUAUCGCACAUUUUUUAUGAAAAUAUCAGGAUUACUAGUGAUUUAUUUAUCUUUUUAUACAAAAUCAUUUAACAUGAUUUUCUACCUUUGGUCCCCACCCCAUGUGUCAAAAUAACUCUAUAUUUUCUGUAAACAGUGUUUAUCAUCUAGAAUUUUUAGCGAAAAGAUCGUCUGGCAGAUUGCUGAUGACGUCACUAAACCGGAAGCUAGGUUGUUUCUAUGUUUAGGACAUUUCAUAAAAAUUAAAGCAUGACAAGCCGUUAAGGCACAAUGAAAUUACAGCAAUAUGCAAAAUAUAAUGAUACCUAAUUAAAGUUCCAGUAUAACCUGUACAUUUGAUAUAUAUCAAAGCAGUUCAGUCACAAAUGGCCUAAAAAGUUAGCUACCAUACAUUCUAUCACACGCCCUGCCAGACAUAUCUUAAGUGAUAAUCAUAGCGCAUGGUGUUUCUUAAAGCAACUGUUAAGAAUGUAAAAAUUUACAUUUGACAAAACACGCAUCUAUGGAAGCCCUGACGGACACUUGACUUCCAACUUCGCCACAUCUGUCCUCUAACUUCUUGCCUUCUGACGUCCAAAUUCCACUCUUUUAAAUUCCAUCUUCAAACCUCUAUAUUCUAACUUCCUGAUUUAUAACUUCUAACUUUCAAGCUUCUUAUUUCUGACUUCCAACUUCCGACAUCUGACUUUCGACUUCCAUACUCCUGACUUCCAACAAGCUGGAAAUCAGAAGUCGAAAACCAGAAAGUUAGAAGUCAGAAGUGCGGAAGGUAGAAGGAGGAAGUAAGAAGUCAAGGAGUUGGAAGUGAGAAAUGCAAAAGUCAGAAGUUAAAAGUACGGAAGUCAAGUGUCCCUACAGGGGUUCCAUAAAUUUCAAUAUGUUUGCCGUGCGUAAAUAUUUUUUUUAAUUUCUUUAAGAACAGCAUACAUAAAUGCUUGGUUUUGCACAAUUUGAAAAUUGUGUCUGUGACUUAAAACCUUAGUAAUUUUUACGAGUUUGUCAUUCACAUAUAAUCACAAAAAGUACAACAAGAGCUGUCCGUAAGACAGUUAAUG